AUGGGACAUGGAGUGUGCAAUGACGAAGGACGGAGUUCUUUAGGCCACCUUUUUCGGGGUGGAGGUGGAGAGGCUCCAACUCCUCUAAAACCCACAAAUAGCAAUAACAAUGUUGAACCUCCGCGAGUAGGCCUCCUUGAACAGGUUACUCCUACAACUAGUGAGCCCGUAGAGGUUAGCACGCGAGUUCCAGCAAAACCCAACACCACUAACAAUUAUUUUCGUGUCGAUGGCCGAAUUGUGGCAACUUUCUUAUGCGAGUGA
This is a messenger RNA of Dovyalis caffra, 264 nucleotides long. NCBI's taxonomy places the organism in Eukaryota, Viridiplantae, Streptophyta, Magnoliopsida, Malpighiales, Salicaceae. The record is from the annotation of a GenBank genome assembly.